This is a messenger RNA of Cynara cardunculus var. scolymus (artichoke), 1862 nucleotides long. Its product is annotated as ethylene-responsive transcription factor RAP2-4-like. The record is from RefSeq and is a predicted model, not a curated record. Lineage: Eukaryota; Viridiplantae; Streptophyta; Magnoliopsida; Asterales; Asteraceae. The transcript has a single exon. The coding region runs from base 562 to 1566 and encodes 334 amino acids. Gene Ontology annotation, molecular function: DNA-binding transcription factor activity; DNA binding. Gene Ontology annotation, biological process: regulation of DNA-templated transcription.
GAGACCUUCUUGAACACACCCACAAAGAAGAAGAAGAAAAAAGCUUCUCCUGGUUUUCUUUAAAAGUUUCUUGAAAAGUUUCUUUAAAUUCCCCCCCCCCCCCCCCCUCCCCUCUGUAAUUCCCCGCUUCUGUGUAUCCCUUUCUGUAAAUCAUCUGGUCUUUCAAUCAACAAAAAAUUUACGAUUAAUUUGGGUUUGUUUUUCUGGGUUUUUGAUGAUUGUCAUGAUUAUUAUGAACAAAAAAGCAGACUUUAUUUGAUUUUAUUUUUUUGAAACAAAACGAGAGAGAGAGAGAGAUUCAGGUGUUUUCAGAAUAGCGAUCCAUCUUUUUUAAUUGGGUUCUAUUUUCUGUUCAUCAAAAUCACACCUUUUUACGGGUUAUUUUUGUUCCCAAAAGGUUGGUUUUUUUUUCUUUUUAAUUUUAUCUUCAAAACUGGGUUUGAUUAUUUGAAAACUCCGUCUUUGUUUCUUGAUUUUCCUGGUAUUUUUUUUCUUGGGAAAUCAUCUUUUUUUGAAUAUUUUCUGUGAAUUAAUUAAAAAAUUGAAAAAAAAAAUAGAUUAAUGGCUUCAGCUGCAAUGGAUUUCUGGAAUGGCAGUGGCUUUCAGCAGUCAACAGCUGGUGGUGAACUCAUGGAAGCACUUGAACCUUUUAUUAAGAGUGCUUCUCCACCUCCUCUUCCUCUUCCUCCUCCUUCAAAUUACCAAAAUACCCUUCUUCUCUCCACUCCUUCUACCUCAUUUCCAUACCCUUCUUCUUCUUCUUGUUUUCUUCCUCCUUCUCCUUCAUCUUCUUCCUAUAUCUCCACUAUCCAUUCCCAACCCGGUUUCUACCCGGAUUACUCUAUCCAAGAUCAGUUUGGCUAUGAGCAACCGGCUUCUUCCUUCGGGUUGACCCAGUUAACCGAAUCCCAAAUGUACCCUAUGCAAACCCAGAUGGAUUUACCCACCCAAUGGCCUCAAAAUAGCAACUUGAAUUUCUUGGCUCCGGAGCCUGUACCCGUCAAACAAUCCGGGUCACCUCCGAAACCCACGAAGCUUUACAGGGGUGUGAGGCAAAGGCACUGGGGAAAAUGGGUUGCGGAGAUCCGUUUACCCAAGAGCCGGACCCGGCUUUGGUUGGGUACAUUCGAUUCGGCUGAAGAAGCCGCGUUGGCGUAUGAUAAAGCCGCGUACAAGCUGCGUGGAGACUACGCGCGGCUCAACUUUCCGCAGUUGCGUCAUAACGGGUCACACAUCUCCGACUUCAAGCCACUCCAUUCCUCCGUCGUAGCCAAAUUACAGACCAUUUGCCAGUGCUUGGCCGAGGGAAAAUCCAUCGACGGUGCUAAGAAAUCCACUUCUCGCCGGUCGUCGUCGGCGGCGGCGGCAAAGCAAGCAACGGUUUCACAGCAAGAGGUGGUGAAGGUUGAAGGGUUCGAGAGUGAAGGGUACGCCGGAUCUGGAAACUCAUCUCCGUCGUCCGAUCUGACGUUCCCGGAGUUCACGGCGGACGAUGGGUGGUGCGGAUCGGAGGCUUUCUCGCUGGAGAAGUAUCCGUCGUAUGAGAUAGACUGGGGGUCAAUCUAAGUAAUAACAGUUGAAUUAGAGGGGCAUAUUUGUAAUUUGGUAGGAUUUUGGUUGUAAUUUGGGUAGCGAGGUUGGGAGUCUUCCGUAAUGAAGUUUUUGGUAAUUGCGGAGCUCACCGCUUGAGUGUAGUGGGGUAGUUUGGUAAAUUUGAUUUUUCUAGUAUCUAUAUUUUGUUUGGACUUUUGGGAAAAUUUAUGAAAUCCCAUUAUUGUCCUUACUCCAUGCAUUGGGAUGGUUUUUUAUCGGCCGUAACCCCCAAUCGAGUAUUUAUUAAAUCUCAAUUUGGUUUUAAUAUA